Messenger RNA from Capsella rubella, 677 nucleotides. RefSeq names its product S-protein homolog 9. The transcript has a single exon. Lineage: Eukaryota; Viridiplantae; Streptophyta; Magnoliopsida; Brassicales; Brassicaceae. Bases 191 to 604 code for a protein of 137 amino acids. The record is from RefSeq and is a predicted model, not a curated record.
AGAAAUAAUUACUUUGACCCAUAGUAUUUUGACCCAUAAUUAAUUUGAUACAUUACCAAAAUAUUUUCUUAACUUUUACGAGAAGAGAUCAAUAUAGGUUGACUUGAUCAAUCUGGGACCUAUGUAUAAAUUGAUACCUUUGAUCAUUUGGGGCACCCCUAAAAACAAACAACUCACUGAUUAAUCAACAAUGAAUCGCCUCUUUUGUUUCCUUGUUCUUAUUGCAUUUUGUGAAGGGUUUAGUAAUGAAAACCUGAAAAACGCGGUACAUAUCUUUAACAAUCUUCUUCCCAAAAACAUUCUCAGAGUUCAUUGCAUAUCAGACGAAGAUGAUCUAGGCACCCACUUUUUGAGUCCUGAAGAGACAUACAAUAUCAGUUUUCAUGAUAGUGUUUUCAAAACCAUAAUUUAUUGCCAACUAUGGCAGGGAAAUAAUUUCAAGUUUUUUAAAAAGUUCUUGGCAUAUAGAAGUGGUGGUGCUAUAGUUCAUUAUGGUAAACAGAAUUUUUGGUUUGCUAAAGAAGAUGGGAUCUACUUCACACAUGGUCAAAAAGCUCCCAAGUUAGAGUAUACGUGGACCAAUGUUUCAUUACUCAAAGGUUGAUGUCUUAAUUUUUGUAUGACUAUGUAAUAAAUAUAAACCUAUGGAAUAAACUAUUAUAAUCCUAUUUAUUGUC